AUGAGUGGGAAAGAGCCGUUCACGCUGAGGUGGGGUAUCCUGGCGACGGGAGGAAUUGCGAAAAAAUUCACGACCGACCUCCUCAUCCCGCCCUCCACCCGCUCCGUCACCGACAUCCAGCACGUCCUCUCCGCCGCCGCGUCCUCGACCUCCGUGUCGCGGGCCCAGGAGUUCCUCACCUCGGUCAACGCGCCCGCAUCUGCAAAACCCCACGGCUCGUACGCGGCCCUCGCAGCAGACCCCUCCGUCGACAUAAUCUACAUCGCGACGCCGCACUCGCACCACUACGCGAACGCGCGGCUGUGCCUCGAAGCGGGGAAAUCCGUCCUCUGUGAGAAGCCGUUCACUGUGAAUGCGGCGCAGGCGGAGGUGUUGGUCAGGAUUGCGAGGGAGAAGGGGGUGUUUCUGAUGGAGGCGGUCUGGACGCGGUUUUUCCCGAUUGCGAGGGAGAUUAGGGGGUUUGUGGCGGGUGGGGGGCUGGGCGAGGUGAAGAGGGUAUGGGCAGAUUUGAGCUUUUGGAAUGAUGUUGAGAGGGAGUUUGGGGAGAAGGGGGAGCAUAGGAUGGUUAAUAUGGAUUUGGCGGGUGGGGCGUUGCUGGAUUUGGGAAUAUACUCCCUGACAUGGAUAUUCCAAAUCCUCUAUCACAUCCAGCCGCCGUCGUCAAGGACGGCCCCGAUCACAGCGUCCGCAAUCACGAAAUACCAUCUGACGGGCUGUGACGAGACGACUUCAGUGCUCCUGACAUUCCCGUCGACGGGCGCGCAGGGCAUCGCCACGACAUCUAUCCGCGUGUCGUCGGCAGCGACGUCGGCACCAACGGACCCCGUACGCAUACAGGGCACACAUGGUGACUUGACGGUCGCUUUUCCGCCGUACCGACCCUGGCAGUAUACGCUGUCUCCUGCGGAGUCAGCUUCGAGGGGCAAGCUUGCGGAUUGGGAUGCCCAAACGGUGGAGAGGGAGAUUCCGGGAGGGGGGAUGGGUAUGUUCUGGGAGGCGGAUGAGUGUGCGAGGUGUAUUCGAGAUGGGAAGCUGGAGAGCGAGGUCAUGGGUUGGGAGGAGAGUUUGGAGAUCAUGAGGGUCAUGGAUAAGGUAAGGAAGGAUGGGGGUGUGAUUUAUAGUGAUGAGUUGGAGAGCGUCAAGUAUCCUUAA
Molecule: messenger RNA, 1152 nt
Organism: Aaosphaeria arxii CBS 175.79
Lineage: Eukaryota; Fungi; Ascomycota; Dothideomycetes; Pleosporales
Product: NAD(P)-binding protein
Exons: 4
Coding region: 1-1152 (383 amino acids)
Molecular function (GO): nucleotide binding
Source: RefSeq, a predicted model, not a curated record